AACUAAAAAACCUUAGUUACAACGGGAAGUUUAGGAAUUUUCCCAGACCGUGAACACACCAUUCUCCAUCUUCCUCCUUACCAGGGAAGGGACCAACCUUCGUCCUGCUGCACCCCAUUGGAAAUCCUUCGUGUCAUUUAUUCAACAGAUAACAAACACCACCACCAUGACAGACUCCAAAUAUUUCACUACCAACAAAAAAGGGGAGAUCUUUGAGCUGAAGGCGGAGUUGAACAAUGAGAAGAAAGAGAAAAGAAAAGAGGCAGUAAAGAAGGUCAUCGCUGCCAUGACUGUUGGCAAAGAUGUCAGUUCUUUGUUCCCAGAUGUGGUGAACUGUAUGCAGACUGACAACCUGGAGCUGAAGAAGUUGGUCUACCUUUACCUAAUGAACUACGCCAAAAGCCAGCCAGACAUGGCCAUCAUGGCUGUGAACAGCUUUGUUAAGGACUGUGAGGACCCUAACCCUCUGAUCCGGGCUCUGGCUGUUCGCACCAUGGGCUGCAUCCGGGUGGAUAAGAUCACAGAGUACCUGUGUGAGCCGCUGAGGAAGUGCCUGAAGGAUGAAGACCCGUAUGUAAGGAAGACAGCAGCUGUUUGCGUGGCAAAGCUGCAUGACAUCAAUGCUCAGAUGGUGGAAGAUCAGGGAUUCCUGGACUCCCUGAGAGAUCUCAUCGCUGACUCAAACCCCAUGGUUGUUGCCAAUGCAGUCGCUGCUUUGUCGGAGAUCAGCGAGUCUCACCCCAACAGCAAUUUGCUGGACCUGAAUCCCCAGAAUAUCAACAAGUUAUUGACGGCCCUUAACGAGUGCACUGAAUGGGGGCAGAUCUUUAUCCUGGACUGCCUGUCCAACUACAACCCCAAGGAUGACCGAGAGGCUCAGAGCAUCUGUGAGCGUGUCACUCCACGACUGUCUCAUGCCAACUCAGCUGUGGUCCUGUCCGCCGUAAAGGUCCUGAUGAAGUUUCUGGAGCUGCUGCCAAAGGACUCUGAUUAUUACAACACAUUGCUGAAGAAACUAUCUCCCCCGCUGGUUACCUUGCUGUCUGGAGAACCAGAGGUCCAGUAUGUGGCUCUGAGGAACAUCAACCUUAUUGUUCAGAAGAGACCUGAGAUCCUGAAGCAGGAGAUUAAAGUGUUCUUUGUCAAGUAUAACGACCCAAUCUAUGUGAAACUGGAAAAACUAGACAUCAUGAUCCGUUUGGCCUCUCAGGCCAACAUUGCUCAGGUUUUGGCCGAGCUGAAGGAAUAUGCCACAGAAGUAGAUGUUGACUUUGUGCGCAAAGCUGUUCGAGCUAUCGGACGAUGUGCCAUCAAAGUGGAGCAAUCGGCUGAGCGCUGCGUCAGCACUCUCCUCGAUCUGAUCCAAACCAAGGUCAACUAUGUGGUACAGGAAGCUAUUGUGGUCAUUAGGGACAUUUUCCGCAAGUACCCAAACAAGUAUGAGAGCAUCAUUGCCACUCUGUGUGAGAACCUGGACUCCCUGGAUGAACCCGAUGCUCGAGGCGCCAUGAUCUGGAUCGUUGGAGAGUACGCAGAGAGAAUCGAUAACGCCGACGAGCUGCUGGAGAGCUUUCUGGAGGGUUUUCACGAUGAGAGCACUCAGGUGCAACUCACUUUGUUGACUGCCAUCGUCAAGCUGUUCCUGAAGAAGCCAUCAGAGACUCAGGAGCUGGUGCAGCAGGUCCUCAGUCUGGCCACUCAGGACUCGGAUAACCCAGACCUCCGUGACAGGGGCUACAUUUACUGGCGCCUGUUGUCCACUGACCCAGUGACUGCCAAAGAGGUGGUGCUGUCAGAAAAGCCCCUGAUCUCUGAGGAGACAGACUUGAUUGAGCCCACUCUGCUGGACGAGCUGAUCUGCCACAUCGGCUCCCUGGCCUCAGUCUAUCACAAGCCGCCCAGCGCCUUUGUGGAGGGAAGUCAUGGAAUCCACCGCAAGCACCUUCCUGUCCAGCACAGCAGUAUUGACACAGGCGAGAGCCCCGUGAGCAGUGGUCCAGCCGCCGCCAUGGAUCAGCCACAUGUGAUCCCCAGCCAGGGCGACCUGCUGGGUGACUUGCUCAACCUGGACCUGGGCCCUCCUGUCAAUGUUCCCCAGGUUUCCUCCAUGCAGAUGGGUGCAGUGGACCUCCUGGGGGGAGGCCUGGACAGUUUGCUGGGGGGAGACCUGGGCGGAGGUGUUGGGGGAAGUCCAGCAGUGGGACAAAACUUCAUCCCCUCAUCUGUCCCCAACACUUUUGCUCCAUCACCUACUCCUGCUCCUCCAGCUGUCAGCAGUGGCCUCAAUGACCUGUUUGAGCUUUCAACAGGCAUGGCCAUCACCACUGGAGGCUAUGUAGCCCUGAAAGCGGUGUGGCUUCCUGCAGUAAAAGCAAAAGGGCUGGAAAUCUCUGGAACAUUCUCCCGCCGCCAAGGCCACAUGUACAUGGACAUGUCAUUCACCAACAAGGCCCUGCAACACAUGAACGAUUUCGCCAUCCAGUUUAACAAAAACAGUUUUGGUGUGAUCCCCACCAAUCCUCUGCCCAUUCACACCCCACUCAUGCCCAAUCAGAGUAUUGAGAUCUCCCUGCCUGUCAACACCAUUGGGCCCGUCAUGAAGAUGGAUCCACUGAAUAACCUGCAGGUGGCUGUAAAGAACAACAUUGAUGUGUUCUACUUCAGUGUCCUCAUCCCUCUAAACAUAUUCUUUGUUGAAGAUGGAAAAAUGGAGCGACAGGUGUUUCUGGCUACCUGGAAGGACAUACCCAAUGAGAAUGAGCUUCAGUAUCAGAUCAAAGACUGCCACCUAAACGCUGACACAGUAUCUGGUAAACUGCAAAAUAACAACAUCUACACCAUUGCCAAAAGAAAUGUAGAAGGCCAGGACAUGCUGUAUCAGUCACUCAAGCUAACCAACGGCAUCUGGAUCCUGGCUGAACUCCGCAUUCAACCGGGGAAUCCAAAUUACACGCUUUCUCUGAAGUGUCGGGCCCCUGAAGUGUCUCAUUACAUCUACCAAAUGUAUGACUCUAUCCUGAAAAACUGAGUUCACAGCUACUUUCCUCCUUCUAGAAAACCUAGUGGUCGUUUAUUUUCUGUGUCUGUAGCUAACUGCCAGGACAAGGGAACCCAAGAAGUAAAUGAUAAAUCCAAAUAAAAAUUUUAGGUGUAUUUUCACGUUGAGAAGUCAUUGUUGAUCAGUGGUUGCUGUAGUUGCAGUUUUGGUUGUUUUGGCAGUUUGAUAGAAAUGCUUAUAUCUCUGAUUACACUCCCUGUUUAUACUUUAGUGUCCCAGUAAAGACAUGUUUAUCAUUCCAUCCUGAACCCAGUGUGUUUGUGUUGUGACUGACUGUGAAACUGUCAUAAGAAAGUUUCAAUGACGCCAUAUUUCUAGUUUGUACUGUAAGGCUCCUGUUUCUUCUGCUUUAGGUGUCAUUUUUUUUCUUCUGAUUUGCAUUCAGAAUAUCACCAGAGUUGCUUUGUUCUCUUUGCCAUUAUUAAGCAUCACAAACGGAAACAAGUAACUUUGUUUUACCUUGAGCAAAGUAAAUGUAAUGGAAUAGGUUCAUUAAAAAAAGUGUAACAUUCAGAUGCUAUAAUUAUUUGGUUUACUAUUGUAAAAAAAAAUAAAUAAUUAUAAUUACCAUAAAUGUGAGUGAAAAAUAAGGAUUAAGUAGAAAAUAUGUGAAAAACUCCAAUAAUUGAAUUAUUUGCUAAAUCUUAGUGUUUGGUGUUUGUUCUCAACUGCCAUGUUUUUAUCUAAAAAGUGAAGCUAAUAUUUUACAAUGGAUGUUCAAAUUAUAAGCCUCUUAUAUCUAGCUGGUUAUUGUAAUUUCAGCAUUCCGUUCAUGAAUGAGAAGCAUUGUUAUUCUAACACAUAAAUAUUGCUAAUCAAAAUGUGUUCUCGGAUUGUGUUGUAAGAAAAUGUGGCAAACAGACCAAAAUACCUUUUUAAUUCACCCAUAAGAAAAACCACAAUAGCUCUGUAUUGCUAUACCUUCAGACUAUAAAUAUCAAAAAGCUGUGCAUGGCUUUAUACACAUCAUUCCUAGUUUAUUGUGCAUCUACCUCCACCUUUUCUUUUGUCUCUUUGUUCAUGUAAUGUGCAUUUUCUCGUCCCUUUCGAAUACUGUAUGUUCUGUUAAUGCCAGAUUAAGGAUGUGAUGAGCCAGCCAAAAUCCAGCUCACAGGACCAAGUAUGUUUUGUUUUAAUGUCAUGUCCUCAUGAACUGAUGUUUGCAUUCUGUGGUUUAUACACCCUCAGGCAAAGAGCAGUAGUGUGAUACAAAUAUUAGUGUAUGUUGUGUAAUGAAUAAAAAGCUUUUAUCACCAUGAAAUUUAAAUAAAGAAUUCCCUCUAUUCCAGAAA
This is a messenger RNA of Cyprinodon tularosa, 4350 nucleotides long. It is a transcript of the gene ap2b1, whose product is annotated as adaptor related protein complex 2 subunit beta 1. The coding region runs from base 167 to 3028 and encodes 953 amino acids. Gene Ontology annotation, cellular component: membrane coat; clathrin adaptor complex. NCBI's taxonomy places the organism in Eukaryota, Metazoa, Chordata, Actinopteri, Cyprinodontiformes, Cyprinodontidae. The record is from RefSeq and is a predicted model, not a curated record. Gene Ontology annotation, molecular function: clathrin binding. Gene Ontology annotation, biological process: vesicle-mediated transport; intracellular protein transport. The transcript is spliced from 22 exons.